CCCAAGAAAGCAGGAGACCCCCUCCAGAUCCAGCAGAGAGCUACUCCCCAGCUGGGGAAAGCGGAGACUUCCUCCGUAUUCAGAAGACAGUGACCUCCCUACGGUACGGCUAAGACUCCCCCUCUUCAAUCUGGGCCCCCCAGGACCUAGAACGCAGUGACCCCCUCGUCCGGGAUUGCUGGAACCCCCUGUCAAGAACCUGGUCAUUACAACUCCACACCUCAAGACACGAAGACCCAGCUCAGAACGCCCCUAGAUCAGGGGGUUCCUAGACCCUCCAAUUCUAGUACACAGGAACCCCAAAUCUAGGGAACCGAGGACAGCAAGAGCUAUCCCUCACCAGCAAGAGGCUUCGGGCCCCCCCCCUCAAAGCUCCGGGACCCAGGCGACUGAGCCCCUCGCGGCACCCUUCGCAUCCCAGCCCAUGGUUGAGGCGCCCUGAGCCCCCCCGGGCCGGGCUGACGGAAACCGAGACGGCGCCCAGGCCCCCUGCCGCGGCGUCCCCGCGGCCCCAGCCCAGGGAGAAGAUGAGCGUGGGCUGCCCGGAGCCCGAGCCGCCCCGCUCCCUGCCCUGCUGUGGGCCGGGGGCCGCCCCUGGACUGGGUGCAGGCCUGCCGCUGCUCACUGAGGACAUGCAGGCCCUGACCCUCCGCACGCUAGCGGCUAGCGAUGUCACCAAGCACUACGAACUCGUCCGGGAGCUGGGCAAGGGCACCUACGGGAAGGUCGACUUGGUGGCCUACAAGGGCACAGGCACGAAAAUGGCACUGAAGUUUGUGAACAAGAGCAAGACCAAGCUGAAGAACUUCCUGCGGGAGGUGAGCAUCACCAACAGCCUCUCCUCCAGCCCCUUCAUCAUCAAGGUCUUUGACGUGGUCUUUGAGACAGAGGACUGCUACGUCUUCGCCCAAGAGUACGCGCCCGCCGGGGACCUGUUCGACAUCAUCCCUCCUCAGGUGGGGCUCCCCGAGGACACGGUGAAGCGCUGCGUGCAGCAGCUGGGGCUGGCGCUGGACUUCAUGCACGGGCGGCAGCUGGUGCACCGCGACAUCAAGCCCGAGAACGUGCUGCUGUUCGACCGCGAGUGCCGCCGCGUGAAGCUGGCCGACUUCGGCAUGACGCGCCGCGUGGGCUGCCGCGUGAAGCGCGUCAGCGGCACCAUCCCGUACACGGCGCCCGAGGUGUGCCAGGCGGGCCGCGCCGACGGCUUCGCGGUGGACACGGGUGUGGACGUGUGGGCCUUCGGCGUGCUCAUCUUCUGCGUGCUCACCGGCAACUUCCCGUGGGAGGCGGCGUCGGGCGCGGACGCCUUCUUCGAGGAGUUCGUCCCUGGUCCUGGAGUAUGCCGCUGUGGGUGUGACGAUGGGGGUCCAUGGAAACGCAAGGGGGUUUACAAACUGCGGCGGCCCCAGGGCCUGGCCCCACGCUCCUCGGUGCGCCCGCCCUUCUCGAGCCCCAUCUCCAGUGGGCACUGGGGCCCUCCACAUGCCAGAGGCACAGAGAGGGGCAGCGACGGCCCAAUGCAGGAGCAGGACCAAAGGCCCGCUCCUUGGCCGUCGGGGCCCUGUGCUGCUGCCGCCACCCGCCACCUCUGCUAG
Messenger RNA from Suricata suricatta (meerkat), 1598 nucleotides. It is a transcript of the gene SBK1, whose product is annotated as SH3 domain binding kinase 1. Lineage: Eukaryota; Metazoa; Chordata; Mammalia; Carnivora; Herpestidae. Gene Ontology annotation, biological process: peptidyl-threonine phosphorylation; peptidyl-serine phosphorylation. The transcript has 7 exons. The coding region runs from base 528 to 1598 and encodes 356 amino acids. The record is from RefSeq and is a predicted model, not a curated record. Gene Ontology annotation, molecular function: protein serine/threonine kinase activity; ATP binding.